CGAAAAUUAGAGACAAUUGAAUUGUGUUGAUUACAGAAAGAAAUUAAAAAGCCCUCAAGAUGAUGGGCAAAGUGAAAACUCAGGGCCUUGUGUCCGACUUGAUGCCAAACAUCAAGCUGAUGCAAAUGGCCGGACAUUUCCUAUUUAAUUACACCGAAGAAACCGGUGGCAUGUCAUUGCUGCUCCGUAAGGUCUACGCCUCAAUGCAUGCCUUCCUCAUCGUCAUCAACUUCAUCUGCAUGGGCAUCAACAUGGCUCAGUACUCCGAGGAAGUCAAUGAGCUCACCGCCAACACUAUCACGGUCUUGUUCUUCGCUCACACUAUUAUCAAGCUGGCCUUCUUUGCGAUCAACUCUAAGAGCUUCUAUAGGACUUUGGCAGUAUGGAAUCAGUCAAACAGCCACCCGCUGUUCACGGAGUCCGAUGCUAGGUACCACCAGCUCUCGCUUGACAAGAGCCGUCGACUUCUGUACUUCAUCUGUGGUACCACCUGCCUCUCUGUUGUCAGCUGGGUGACGCUCACAUUUUUCGGCGAGUCUGUCCGCCUAAUUGCCGACAAGGAGAGCAAUGAGACCCUCACUGAGCCAGCUCCCAGGCUCCCGCUAAAGGCCUGGUACCCCUUCGACGCUAUGGGCGGGACCAUGUACAUGGUGGCUUUCGUCUAUCAGAUCUACUGGCUCCUAUUCUCCAUGUUGAUCGCCAAUCUCAUGGAUGUCAUGUUCUGUUCCUGGCUGAUCUUCGCCUGCGAGCAGCUCCAGCACCUCAAGGCCAUCAUGAAGCCGCUCAUGGAGCUGAGCGCUGCUCUGGACACGUACCGCCCAAAUACUGCUGAGCUGUUCAGGGCAUCUUCUACUGAAAAGUCUGAAAAGGUUCCAGAACCUACAGACAUGGACAUUCGGGGUAUAUACUCAACGCAGCAGGAUUUCGGCAUGAUGCUGAGAGGCGCCGGGGGUAGACUGCAGAACUUCAACUCUCCCAAUCCAAACCCGAACGGGUUGACUCAGAAACAGGAGAUGUUGGCCAGGUCCGCUAUCAAGUAUUGGGUGGAACGACAUAAGCACGUUGUGAGACUGGUGGCGUCCAUAGGAGAUACUUAUGGUACUGCUCUACUGUUUCACAUGUUGGUUUCAACCAUCACGCUUACACUUCUGGCUUAUCAAGCGACAAAGAUCGAUGGUCUCAACGUGUAUGCAUUCAGCACAAUCGGAUACCUCAGUUACACUCUGGGGCAGGUGUUCCAUUUCUGUAUCUUCGGCAACAGGCUUAUUGAGGAGAGUUCAUCAGUGAUGGAAGCAGCAUACUCCUGCCAAUGGUACGACGGUUCUGAAGAGGCCAAGACCUUCGUCCAGAUUGUGUGCCAGCAAUGUCAGAAGGCUAUGAGUAUCUCGGGAGCCAAGUUCUUUACGGUUUCGUUGGAUCUGUUUGCUUCUGUACUUGGCGCUGUCGUCACCUACUUCAUGGUGUUGGUACAACUGAAGUAGAUGCCAUCGAAAUCGUCAAAGGUAACUUACAAAUACAAAUUAUACCUUCGAGUCUGCUGAAUUAAGUAUUUGCCACUUUGAGGUUGUUGAAAACUGUAAAGCAGUGACGUCAGUAUGAUUAAUUUUAUUGUACUUGUUAUGAAAUAGGUAGUGAAAAUGAAAGAACUUAUAUUAUUGUAUUACGACUUGACAUAUCAUAAUAUAACUUUUUACUUUACUUUAUGCUGCUGAGGAAUCUACUUUUAUUAUAUUUUUAUUGUAUAUAAAACAUUUAUUACGACAGGUAGGUAUUUAUAGUGAAAUCAUACAUUCAAAAUAAUGGAGCCAUAAUAAUUAUAGUUACGUUACAACUUAAAUUUUUUUUAUAAUAUAAAGUCUAUCUUUCUUUUCAGACUGUGGAAAAAUAUUUACUUUUAUUUGUACUUAGUCUUACUUUUUUCAAUAUACGAAUAUGAAGUUACAAGUAUUACUGAAGGUCUGAAAAUUAUAUUAUUGAACUGUUUUUAGAACUGUAAGUAUGUCUAGUAAUGUUACUCUACCUAGAUCUACUACUACGGGCCUUCGCGUCUAUUUCAGACGAUUUAUGGUGCAAUGUCCGAGAGACAUCGCUUUUGAUGAUUAAAGAGACCUAUGCGAGAGCGACAUAUUUUGCCACAUAGCUGACAAGGGAAGCUUGCA
Molecule: messenger RNA, 2159 nt
Organism: Leguminivora glycinivorella
Lineage: Eukaryota; Metazoa; Arthropoda; Insecta; Lepidoptera; Tortricidae
Gene: Orco
Product: odorant receptor coreceptor
Exons: 11
Coding region: 60-1481 (473 amino acids)
Biological process (GO): detection of chemical stimulus involved in sensory perception of smell; sensory perception of smell
Cellular component (GO): plasma membrane
Molecular function (GO): olfactory receptor activity; odorant binding
Source: RefSeq, a predicted model, not a curated record